ACCACAUCGCCGUUAUGCCCAGCUCGCGAGAUAGCAGGGGCAGGAGCCUCACAACAGAUGCAGAAAAGAUGGAUAUAGCAGUCGACACAAUCGAGGGGGCGGCAGCGACGCAUGAGUCUUCAGGCAUCGAAGACACGCAGGCGCGACCGACAUUAGACAGAGACACACCUCGCAGAGUCAAGAAGGAGACUCCUUCAUCAAAGCAGCCUAGCGCUGCACAGUCACCAGCUUUGAAGGGCGAGCGCGAAGAAACUAUAGGUGGCGAUCUCAGCAUCAAGCUUGAGCCCGGCAAAGCUCCAAAGCUGUCCCGCACCAUGUCGCAAANNAAAAUCAUCACUGGGCCUCGACAAUUGUUCAACGACCUCCCUGACGCUACUGAUGAAGCCACUUCAACCUUUGAUGUUCUGCUCGAUUGCACGUACGGCGCGAGGCAUCUUGGCACUACUGAACAGGCGCUCGAAUGCGACUGUGUCGAAGAAUGGGAUGCGCAAACACAAUCCAACCAUGCCUGCGGUGAAGACUCGGACUGCAUCAACCGGGCCACCAAGAUGGAGUGCCCGGGGGAUUGCGGCUGUGGAGACGGCUGCCAGAACCAGCGCUUCCAGCGCAAGGCGUACGCUGACGUUUCGGUCAUCAAGACAGACAAGAAAGGCUUCGGUCUACGGACUAACAAAGACCUCAAGCCAAAUGAUUUCAUCUUUGAAUACAUUGGCGAAGUCAUUUCAGAGCCUGCCUUCAGGCGCCGGAUGCACCAAUAUGACCAGGAAGGCAUCAAGCACUUUUACUUCAUGUCGCUAGCCAAGAGCGAGUUCGUCGAUGCAACCAAANAGGGAAACCUCGGUCGAUUCUGCAAUCAUUCAUGCAACCCGAAUUGUUAUGUCGACAAAUGGGUUGUGGGAGAUCGACUCCGCAUGGGAAUCUUCGCCGAGCGUCAAAUCGAAGCUGGAGAAGAACUCACCUUCAACUACAAUGUCGACCGCUACGGAGCUGACCCUCAACCUUGUUAUUGCGGAGAGCCAAACUGUUCUGGAUUUAUCGGUGGCAAGACGCAGACCGACGACCGUGGAAUUCAGCUUUCAUCAACCAUCCAAAAGGCACUUGGUAUCUUUGGAAACGAAGACUGGGAGAAUGCCGCUCAUACCAAGAAGCCGCGCAAGAAGAAGGCUUCUGAGGACGAUGAAGAAUACAUUGAUAGCAUUGAGCUUAAGCAGCUUGGUCCAGCAGAUGUCAAGGUCGUCAUGGGAGAAAUCUACAAGAGCCAGGAAAAAUGGAUCAUCGUCAAACUGCUCAACCGUAUACAGAACUGCGAGAACGAGAACGUGCAGUUCAAGGUGGCUAAGAUGCACGGCUAUGUCAUCCUCAACAAACUUCUCAAGACCUAUGCCGACGACACAAACAUCCUGUUGCAGAUUCUGGACAUUCUUAACAAGAUUCCUCGACUAACUCGCAACAAGAUUGUUGACUCCAAGAUCGAUGUCACUGUCGAGGGUCUGCUCGAACAUGAAGAUGAGCGAGUCAAGUCGCAAGCAGCAAAGAUUUUCGACGAGUGGAGCAAAUUGGUCAUCGCUUAUCGCAUUCCACGAGUGAAGAGAGAUCCCAACGCGUUACAACAAGAAAAGAAAUUGGACCGCCCUGAANAGAAAGAACCAGAAGUCGAUCUCGAUCACGCUCAAGGUCGGUUGAAGCACCGAAAGGCCCCAAAGGACCAUCCAGGGCAACGCCCUCAGGCCCGCGCGGAGAGGAGGUGGCUUCUAUCAUGGCGGUCCUCGGCCCCGUUCAGGCCCCGAGCCCCACCUCCCGUCGAACUACCGCCUGGUUGGUAUGUCGCUUUUGACAAAAACGGCACACGCUACUACUACGAUGGUGAUGGCAAUGUUCAAUGGAUACCACCAACGCAACCGGCACUGAACGCACCUCCUCCACCGCCGCCUAGAGUUUUGACUGAAGCACAGAAGCUUGAAGAUCUGAUUCAAGGUAUUGUCAACAAGAAGGAAACACCCAGUACGGAUAAACCUUCUGCCACUGCGACGCCGACCGAGACACCAAACAAGGUCAAGUCUGAUGAGAAGUGGCGUUCGUUGCCCGAAGAGAAGCAGAAGAGGAUAUACGAAAACACGGGCAAACUCGACAGAGAUGAUAUCAAGCGAUUUGCUAAAGAAUGCUCGAAGAAGCUUGUCAACUCGGAUUUCAAGAACAAGCGUGUCGCCGACCCAAACAAAAUCGACUCUCGACAAGAAAAGGCUGUCAAGAAAUUCGUGGCGGACUUUUUCGAGAGGGCCGUUGUANAAAAGAAAGAGCAUGAUCCACGCAAAGGACAAAGCUCGAAUCAAGCAAGUAUGGACGCCAUGCAGGUCGAUUCGCCCAAAAACGCCGAUGUUGAUGAUAUCCCGGAUAACUUCGACAACAACGACACUGCUGCAUCACUGAGCUCGGCGAACCUGAAGCGAGCACGGAAUGAGGAAAGCUCGAUGACAGGAGCCGCAAAUGAAGACGACCCACAAGGCAAGAAGGCUAGGGUGUCUGCGCCUGCCCCUCCACCUCCACCGCCCCCACCAGCUGGGGACAUGCAUGAAGAAGAUAUGCAAGUAGGCAGUGAAGAUUACUCCAAUGCGGAAGGUUUCUCAAUCAAGGGCGCUGCUGGUGGACUCCAACAACGUUUGCCAAAGUACGCCGAAUCGCCAAUGCAGGUCGCAACGCCACCUACAACCAACAGUCCGGACGCAGAAGAAAGGGAGAGACGUCGAAGAGAGUUCAGCGGACUAAAUGCAGAGAGAAUGAGGAACCUGGGAUUGGAUGGAGCAAACGAUCAA
This is a messenger RNA of Aureobasidium musti, 2810 nucleotides long. The record is from the annotation of a GenBank genome assembly. NCBI's taxonomy places the organism in Eukaryota, Fungi, Ascomycota, Dothideomycetes, Dothideales, Saccotheciaceae.